Messenger RNA from Eucalyptus grandis, 1495 nucleotides. RefSeq lists its product as uncharacterized. The coding region runs from base 213 to 1280 and encodes 355 amino acids. The transcript has 4 exons. The record is from RefSeq and is a predicted model, not a curated record. Lineage: Eukaryota; Viridiplantae; Streptophyta; Magnoliopsida; Myrtales; Myrtaceae.
UUGAUUCCUAUCCUCAAGCCAAGCACAUCUCCAGCCUCGUCACUUGUCCGAGCGAGGCGAAAGAGUACAAGACUGGGUUCCGGAGCCGAAGACGCCGACAUUCGCCCCACGCAAAAAGCCAUAAACUUUGCCCUCCUCUUGCCUCGCCUCGCCCGACCCAUUUCUUCAAUCUCCGGGGAGGAUUGUUCGGCAGCGCAUCGCCGGCGGAGAGCAUGAGGAGAGGUUCGUUUGGUGGCAUGGAAGGAGGAAGCAACAGCAUGUUCAGGACCCUCGGUCGGUCCGUCAUCCGAGCUGGCGUCGGCGGCGGCGGCGGGAGCGGAGUCGGCGGUGGUGGGUUUCAAGAAUCCUUCGCUGCUUCCUCUAAUUCCUCUCCUACUUCUCCUAGGAGUGCCUCUGGGUCUGGCCACAAGCUCGGCUCCAGCCACCUGCUCUCUCUCAACUCGGCUACUUCGCCCUUCUCUCCGUGUAACACCGUCCCGGUAUCCGCCGCUUCUUCUGGCGUGUCCACGUGGCUACCCUUUCCCCCUUCGUCCGAGGUCGAUGAGGACGAGUGGGUGUUCGCCGAUGGGAAUGAAGACCAAAGGAGGAGCCUCCACUUCGAUGAUCUCGUUCUUGGGUCUGUUCCUUCCACCGACGAGGUUAACGGUGCCGUUUCUGCUAUUCAACAGGUAUUUGACUCUGGGCCGUACUCUCAGUAUGUCCGGGACAGAUUCAGUCCAUAUGUGGACAACAAUGUAGAUCAGGUGAAAAACACCUCUAAUUCGCUGCCUCGAGUUUCUUCUUAUGGAUCGGAGAUGGAUUGGAUAGAGCCUGCUUUUCAUCUUUCUAACUCUAGAGCACUGCAACCUCAUGAACAAGUAUACGAUGCUUUCCACUUGCUGCAGAGGGAUCCAUCUGUUCAGAGGAUGGUUAUUUCACUGUCAUCAGAUAAAGCUGUCUGGGAUGCUGUUUUAAAUAAUGAGGCAGUCAAGGAGCUCAGAGAAUCAUGCCAAGCAGCGGAAAUUAGUAGUAUUCCGGAUACAAGCUCAGAUGGUAGCUCUAUUGAUUCCAAUGAAGUGGUCAAUGUGGUGAGAUGGAUGUUUGACAACACCGUAGGAAAAGUCACGGAACUGAUUGAGAAGAUCAAAAAACUCGUCGGUGAGUUGUUCCAGAUGCCUCCAAACAAGGAGGCUGCCUCAUCAGCACCUGCUGACCCCUUUGAGGAAAAGUUAAGAAUGUCGUUUCUGCUAUCCGUCGUGGUCCUUCUGGUCGUGGCUGUGGCUCGAGCUCACAAGGUUUGACCUGACCAUCAUUUGUCGACAUGACUUCUGUAAAUUAACGCAGUGAUUACUCUCCGUCUUCUCAGCAUUUAGCCGUAAUUAUUGAUAACUGCACGAUUUUAGUUUCUUUGUGGUGAGUAAAAACUAUCAGAACGACUGUUGUUUCAUCUGUCAGAUAAAUAAUUAUGCUUGGUGACUUUUGUACGUUCGUCUUUCAAUGUUAGCGAGGUUAAAUA